AAUUUGAAACGAUGCUCACGAAAUUUUUGGCCCCGUUAACGCCUCUAUUUAUCCAACACCAAUUUUUUAAUUGAAAAAAAGCUUUUUUUUUCGUUUAUUUUGCUACUUCAGAAAAAGUGUUUUUUUUUUAAUAUUUUAUUUAUCGUCGUAAAUAUAAAAUUAUAAAAUUUGAAGAAGAUAACUGUUCUUAUCCUACAAUGGCUUCUGCUUCAACACUCUCCACCUCCCCUCUCCCUCCUCUUCUGAAGCGCACCCCCACCCAACGCUACGCCUACCCCAAAACUACCCCCAAAACCACCCCAGGCGCAGCGGCGACCCUCUCCCUCCGCUCCACCAAAACGUCCCCCAAACCCUCCCCAAAAGAGCUAGUCCCCGCCCCGGACGAAGGAAAUGUCGAAAAUGCCCUCCGACUCCUCCUCCUCUGCCCCGACGCGGCGGCGGCGUCGGCGUCGCAUGCGGACGCCAUCGGCCGCCUCCUCCGAUCCUGCGCCGCGGCGCGGGACCUCGACGCGGGGCGCCGCGUCCACGGCCUCGUCGCGUCCUCGGAAGCGCUUCUGCGCAACGCGGUGCUCACCACGCGGCUCCUCACCAUGUACGCCGCGUGCGGCGCGGCCGCGGACGCGCGCCGCGUCUUCGAAGCCCUGGAGCGGCGGAACCUGUUCCAGUGGAACGCCAUGAUCAGCGGGCUCGCCAAAAACGAGCUUUUUGGAGAAGCGCUCGACGUGUUCGUGCGAUUGAUCUCCGACACCGAUAUCAAGCCCGAUACUUUUACUCUGCCCUGCGUGUUAAAGUCCUCCGCGGGGGUUUUGGAUGUGGGGCUUGGGGAAACCGUUCAUGGAUUAGCUGUGAAAUUGGGGUUGGGCGCGGACACUUUUGUGAGCAAUUCGUUGAUGUCGAUGUACGGGAAGUGCGGUUCCGUCGACGACGCGGUUCGCGUGUUCGACAAAAUGCCCGACAGAAAUUUAGUUUCUUGGAAUACUAUGAUAUGCGUUUUUUCUGAGAAUGGGUUGUUGCAUAAGGGUUUUGAUUUGUUUAGGGAGAUGUUGGCGAUCGGCGAAGGUGGUAUGAGACCGGACGAUGCGACGGUGGUGACGGUACUUCCGAUGUGCACAGUAGGAGGAUGGGUUGAAAUGGGGAGGGUGGUUCAUGGAUUAUCAGUGAAAUUGGACUUGGAUCAUGAGCUGAGAGUGAACAAUGCGUUGAUCGAUUUGUAUGCGAAAUGCGGUAAUUUACCGGACGCGGAGUGCUUGUUUUCUGAAAGUGCUCGACGAAAUGUGGUUUCUUGGAAUGCCAUGAUUGGUGGCUAUGCGAGGAAUGGAGAUAUUGCUGAGACAUUCAAUCUUUUGCGCGAAAUGCAAACGGGGGAGGGAAUAAAUGCAAAUGAAGUCACGGUCUUGAAUGUCCUACCGGCUUUUUCAAGCAGAUCAGAGCUUUCGAAAUUGAAAGAAAUUCAUUGUUUUGUGAUUAGAAAUGAGUUGGAGAUCAACGAGUUGGUACCGAAUGCCCUAAUCGCAGCAUACGCAAAGUGUGGGUCGCUCGAUUAUGCCAAUGACGUAUUCAAUGGAACUGAGAUUAAGACCGUGAGCUUAUGGAAUGCCCUAAUCGGCGGUCACGCCCAAAAUGGCGAUCCUAACAUCGCAGUAGAUCUAUUCCUUCAGAUGUCUUCUUUAGGGUUUGAAGCUGAUUGGUUUACUAUCGGCAGCUUGCUUUUAGCUUGUGCUAAUAUGAAGCAUCUCCGAUAUGGGAAAUCGACUCAUGGGUUCGUUUUAAGGAAUGGUUUGGAGAAAGAUUCAUUCAUUAACAUCUCUCUUCUAUCUCUUUACAUACAAUGUGGAAAAGAAUCUACUGCAAGGUUAUUAUACGAUGAAACGGAGGAGAAGGAUUUGGUUUCUUGGAAUGCUAUGAUUGCUGGGUAUGCUCAGAAUGGGUUGCCCGAGGAAUCCCUUAAUCUCUUCCGCAAAAUGCUAAUUAGUAGUAACCGUCCUUCGAUUAUUGCCACGACAAGCGCAUUCAUGGCUUGCACUCAGUUGUCGGCUGUCCGAUUAGGGAAAGAGGCUCAUUGUUUCGCAUUGAAGGCGGAGUUCACUGAAGACCCAUUUAUCGGUAGCUCGAUCAUAGACAUGUACGCAAAGUGUGGGUAUGUCGAACAAGCUAGAAGUUUCUUCGACAGGUUGCAAAACAAAGACGUGGUUUUGUGGACCGUGAUGAUCACAGGAUACGGGGUUAAUGGGUACGCCGACGAAGCCAUCAAACUAUAUAAUGAGAUGCAGAGAGAGGGGAUGAAGCCCGAUGAGUUUACAUAUGUCGGUUUAUUAAUGGCAUGCAGCCAUGCUGGAAUGGUUGAAAAAGGAUUGAAUUACUUCGAGGAGAUGAAAACCAAUCAUGGGUUGGAGCCAAAAUUAGAGCACUAUGCGUGCGUAGCCGACAUGCUUGGUAGAGCCGGUCGAUUGGCCGAUGCAGUAAAACUGAUCGAAGAAAUGCCCCAAGAGCCAGACGGAAAAAUGUGGAGUACACUACUUUGUGCAUGUAGAAUUCAUGGAGACAUAAACUUGGGAGAGAAAGUUGCGGAGAAGCUGAUGGAGUUAGAGCCUAGCAAAACAGAACACUAUGUUUUGGCUUCUAAUCUAUAUGCAGGUUUUGGGAGGUGGGAUGAUGUAAGAAGAAUUAGAAAGAGAAUUAAGGAAAAUGGCCUCUUCAAAGACCCAGGUUGCAGCUGGAUUGACAUUGGUGGUAAUGUUUAUAGCUUUGUCGCAGGUGAUUCUAGGGUUCCUGAGUCGACUGAGAUUCGGAAAAUGUGGAAUGUUUUGGAGGAAAAGAUACGAAGAAUAGGUUAUGUUCCAGAUACAAGUUCAGUGCUUCAUGAGUUGGAGGAGGAAGAGAAGGUUGAGGUGUUGAGGUGUCACAGUGAGAAGCAAGCCAUAGCAUUUGGGCUUUUAAAGACCAGCAAAGGGACAAAGAUUGGGGUUUUUAAGAACAUUAGGAUGUGCAGGGAUUGCCAUAAUGCGGCGAAGCUGGUGUCGAAAGUUGUGGGGAGGGAUAUUGUGGUGAGAGACAACAAGAGGUUUCAUCAUUUCAAAGGUGGGUUUUGUUCUUGCUGUAAUUAUUGGUGAUCUGAAUAUAUAUUGUACCAUUGUUGUUGUGGCUUUUAGCA
This is a messenger RNA of Ananas comosus (pineapple), 3151 nucleotides long. Its product is annotated as pentatricopeptide repeat-containing protein At1g18485. Gene Ontology annotation, biological process: RNA modification. The record is from RefSeq and is a predicted model, not a curated record. The transcript has a single exon. Gene Ontology annotation, molecular function: RNA binding; zinc ion binding; protein binding. Bases 198 to 3110 code for a protein of 970 amino acids. NCBI's taxonomy places the organism in Eukaryota, Viridiplantae, Streptophyta, Magnoliopsida, Poales, Bromeliaceae.